AUCAACACAACACGUGAAGUAGAUACAGAAGUUUGAUGUUUAUGUGAAAAGUGACCAAGCAACAAAAGAGAGGAAGAACGAAAACAGAUACAUUCAACACUUGAAGCUAAAAUCUUAAUUGAAAAGAGGCUGCUAAAACUGGGGUGACGAUGAACUGCAAGGGCGCAUAUAAAUCCAAAAUAUCUCGGAAGCUCAGGAAAUACUCAAAUAUUCUGAAAGAGGCUCAUAAUGUUGAAAUAUCCGAAACGGAUACAGAGUUUCUGGCAAUUUGUAAUGCUGGUCUCACGACUGGAUUAUCAAGGGAAAUAAUUAUGGAAGCACUCGAUGAAACGCACGUCGCAGCCCUAAAAGAUAUUCACUUUGUGGAAAACACCUCAGUGACUUUUCUCACCUGCGUUAACGCUGGUUUUGCAAUGUCUGUGUUGAAGGCUUUAAACGAGGACAUGCACUGUGACUUCUUUGUUGUGUUUGUUAAAAACAUUCCAGAAUUUGCAUUGCACUCGGAAGCCUCCCUACCUGCCGGUCUGAUUUUGUUGGAAAAUUUUGUUUCUCCAGAGGAAGAAAUCGCUUUACUAAAAUCAGUUGACUGGACUUCAGCAACACCUGAGCAGGGUCAGUCAUUAAAGCACAGGCAAGUGCGGCAUUUUGGCUACCAGUUUGAGUAUGGAUCCAACAAUGUGAAUCCAGAGAAACCCCUUGAUGCUAAAAUCCCUUCAGUGUGUUCUCCUGUGUUUGAUCGGGUGGUUCAGCGAGAAAUAACUGCCUGGGUUCCAGACCAACUCACUGUCAACCAAUAUGAACCAGGGCAAGGUAUUCCACCUCACAUCGACACCCACAGCGCCUUUGAGGACCCAAUUCUUUCUCUUAGUCUCGAAUCAGAUGUGGUGAUGGAGUUCAGAAAGAGUGGUGUUGUAGUACCUGUACUUUUGCCUAGGAGAUCUCUACUUGUCAUGUCUGGUGAAUCACGAUAUGCGUGGACACAUGGAAUCAACCCUCGCAAGUCAGAUGUGGUCAAUUGCCCAGAUGGAAAGCUCAGUUUGGUUCAGAGAAAGAGGCGAACAUCAUUCACCUUUAGACGUCUCUUAAGAAGAGCUUGCACUUGCACUUUUUCUCAGUUCUGCGAUUCCCAAAAAGAAAAUGAUGUGCUAUCUAGAGAAAACAUAAGUAAUAACUGUAACGAAACAGCGUCAAAAUUGGAGAAUUUACACGUCCACCAGGUUUAUGAAGAAAUUGCGGGCCACUUCAGCGAAACUCGUCACAAACCCUGGCCAAAUGUGUUGUCGUUUGUGAACAAGCAAGUUCCAGGCUCGGUCAUUCUGGAUGUAGGUUGCGGCAAUGGGAAAUACCUAGGUCUCAACAAACAAAGUUUCCAGGUUGGAUGUGAUAUGAGCCAACAUUUGUUGAAAAUCUGCCGGGAGAGAGAAUUUGAGACCUUCCUCAGCAACUGCCUCGCAUUACCGUUCAAGGACAACAGCGUGGAUUGCUGCAUUUCAAUUGCCGUAAUCCAUCAUCUCUCCACUGAGGAUCGCCGCUUGAAAGCGAUUUCGGAGAUGGUGAGGGUGUUGGCGCCUGGAGGAGAGGCACUAAUUUAUGUUUGGGCAAAAAAUCAAGAGAGGGACCAGCAGAAGUCGAGCUAUUUGAAGCAGUGCAACAACAAGCCGUCAGAGGAGAAGCCUGCGCCAAUCAGCCCCUUCUCCCUCCCUGUUCACACAAACAGAACCCAAUUCUGUCACUCAGAUCUUCUUGUGCCGUGGAAGCUGAAGCAAAAAGGUUUAAAAAACUCUGGGUUGGAUAGUAGAGAGAGCGAGGAAGUAUAUUUCCGCUACUAUCACAUGUUCGAGGAGGGUGAGCUGGAGCUGCUUUGCAACAGACUAAAUAACGCAUCUGUGGAGCGGAGCUACUACGAUCAGGGCAACUGGUGCGUCGUGUUGAAAAAGGUGUUGUGACUUUAAAGAAAAUACAAUGACGUCAAUAUUUUGAGAAAA
Cloeon dipterum is the source of this 1985-nucleotide messenger RNA. Its product is annotated as alkylated DNA repair protein alkB homolog 8. The transcript is spliced from 11 exons. The record is from RefSeq and is a predicted model, not a curated record. Bases 150 to 1946 code for a protein of 598 amino acids. Lineage: Eukaryota; Metazoa; Arthropoda; Insecta; Ephemeroptera; Baetidae. Gene Ontology annotation, biological process: tRNA methylation; tRNA wobble uridine modification. Gene Ontology annotation, cellular component: cytoplasm; nucleus. Gene Ontology annotation, molecular function: tRNA (5-carboxymethyluridine(34)-5-O)-methyltransferase activity; S-adenosylmethionine-dependent methyltransferase activity; tRNA binding.